CCGCCGUCCUGCCCGCUCCGGCAGAGCGCCAUGCAGCCCUCCGCGGGGACAGCAGGUCACUGCCGACCGCGGUGCUGAGGGAGUUCCAGGGAACUGCGGGAGGGCCCGGUUGUUGCCAGCUGGGAAGGGGCUCGGCCGGCGCUGGCAGCUCCGCGUGCGGGCUGCAAGGCGGGCCGGCACCGGCACAGCCGCAGCGCCGAUCCCGCCGCCUCGGCAGCGCCGCUCGGCAUGAGCGGCCCCUCCCCAUCACGUGGCCCGGCCCCGCCCCGAAGGGCACGGGAGGUGGGCGGGGCUUCCUCAAGGGCCCGCGCCCCGCCCCCGCGAGCACCCCAUUGGUGGAAGUCGGGGUGGAGCGCACGCGCUUUUCCUGAACGCUCUGCGUUUGUAGCGGCGCGGCGACCCCAGCGAGUCCCUCCGGUGCGGUCCCGCGGCAUGGCCGGGCCGCGAAUGCUGCCGCCAGGGCUCCCGGUGCUGCUGCUGCUGCCGCUGGCGCUGCCGCUCCCUGCAGGCGACGCCGCCCCGUCCCGCUGCCGCCCGGACCAGUUCCAGUGCGCGCCCGGCGCCCUCUGCUUCCCCCAGGACUGGCGCUGCGACGGCCACCCCGACUGUGAGGACGGCGAGGACGAGCGGGGCUGCGGGACCGCGACCGCGGCGGAGCCGAGUCCUGGCGGCCCCGCGGUGACCCCGCCGAGGAGCUCGGCGGUGCCGCCCGCCGGCAGCGCAGAGCCUUCAGCUAUGCCUGAGGUCUCUGUGCCAUCGAGGAGUCAAGGUCACACAUGGAUCUUGAUUGUUGCAGGGCUCUUGAUCAUCCUGGUAGCGGCAAGUUCUGUUGCUGCGUGGGGUCUGUCCAGAACAAAACCCAGAUCUGACACCUUCGGUCUUGAAAAAGCAUCCAGGGAACAGCUGAUGCCUGGCAAGUGCCAGACAGGCUCCUUGCCCUGAAGGGGAUCCCUAUUCCAAGGUGAUAAGGUGAGACUAGCCUGGUCUGUCUCCUGCUCACCACAGAUCCUGACUGAAUUGGACGUCAGCUCUCAAAUCUGGGUUGUUACACUGGAAUACCAAGAGGACACUCCCUUUGUAAAUGGGUCUUAGAUUGUAGGACUACCUUGGCUCCAGAAAUAGCACAGGACCUUUCCUGGCACUGUGACAUCAGCCCUCCCAAAGGCGGUAGAAAUGUCUUCAUUGCUCUGCAUGACAGUCAUUACUGCUGAUGCCCACCACUGUGGCCUUGGACUUGAAGAUGUUUUUCUCCUUGAAAUGCCAGGUGCUGUUCAAAUGUCUCCUUCCACUUCCAGCCAAGAACCAUUUUUCAUCUGUCCCAUUCUUCCCCCUGGAUUUUGUCAGGGAGCAGGAGCUUUCUCACCUAUUUCCUAAGGCACUCACUGGCUGCACAGGUCAGACAAAUACUCCAUGUUUGCACUACUGUUUGAUGCUGCUCAGUCCCAUGUGCAGGAGGCUUUUACUGACAGUGCCUCCAUGGGGGUGACAGUUGCUCUGGCUUUGCUGUGCUGUCACCUGUGCCUGUGUGGGGCAAGGACCUCCUCGGCCCUGGGCCAGCAGCUCCUUUCACACUCCCUUCCACAACAUCUCCAGGCCUAGCUGACCUGCUCUGCCCACCCCAAUGCUGAAUGCUGCAUGGGGCUCCUCCUAACACUCUUAAUAGUGUCUUCCUUAAAACUGUUCUGACAUGAGUGCUGUCCCUCGAGGGGCCAGUGCUAUUCCGUGUUCUCAUCAGUGUGUAGAGUGAGAUCAGGUGGACCCUCAGCCAGUCUGAGGAUGAGACCAAGCUGGGGAGUGCUUGAGUGCUGGAGAGGGGGAUGUCAUCCAGAAGGACCUUCAGGCCCACAGAAACCUCGUGGAUUUUGAUAAUGCCCUGCACUUUUGUUAGGGCAAACCCUGGAGAAGAGAUGGCUCCAGGGAGCCUUGUUGUGUCUUGUCCAUGUCUGAAGGGGGAUUGUAAGAAAGAUGGAGAGGGGCUGUUCACCAAGGCCUGUAAGGAGAACAGGUACAAAGUGACAGAGAGUGGGCUUAGGCAGGACACAAAGGAGGGUUUUAUGGUGAGGCCCUGCCUCAGGUUGCCCAGAGCAGCUGCGACUGCCUUAUCCCUGGGACCAAGCUGGACAGGGCUCUGAGCAUCUUGGUCUAGUGGAGGUGUCCCUGGAAAUAAGUCAUGUCUUUGGCCAGGGCUCCACGUGCCACACAGAUAGUGUCUGACCCAAGGACUGAGUGCUGUGUGCCUCUCAGAACUGACCAUGCAGGGGCAGAUUAGUGCCCAGUGCCUCUGGUUCAGCGUUGGCCACGUGCACCUUGCACAAGUGAUCACUAAGUGCACCAAGCUGCUGCCUUGGCUGCUGACCUCUGUGCCUUGAAGGUGGGAACUUGACUUGCCAAGCAGACACCAGUCAUCAGCCUUGGAGUAGGAGUCUCCCGCUCCUGGAUAGUGUGUGAGUGCUGCCAUACCUCACAGGAGAAACUUCUAUAUGUGGUAUGGAGUCCUGAGUUAUUCCAGGGCUGCUAUUUUUAGUACCAAGGAGUCAUUUGCAAGGGCACACACAACCUUCUGUUUCCAUAGGCACAGACAGAGAUGGCUGUGGUGACUGACACAGGAGAAUAAAGAAUGUGAAAU
This is a messenger RNA of Vidua chalybeata, 2626 nucleotides long. RefSeq names its product CD320 molecule (gene CD320). Gene Ontology annotation, cellular component: plasma membrane. The transcript is spliced from 5 exons. The coding region runs from base 229 to 942 and encodes 237 amino acids. Lineage: Eukaryota; Metazoa; Chordata; Aves; Passeriformes; Viduidae. Gene Ontology annotation, molecular function: protein binding. The record is from RefSeq and is a predicted model, not a curated record.